Molecule: messenger RNA, 4026 nt
Organism: Durusdinium trenchii
Lineage: Eukaryota; Dinophyceae; Suessiales; Symbiodiniaceae
Source: the annotation of a GenBank genome assembly
AUGUAUUCUGGGACUGUGCAGACAGAACUGCCUUGCCACCAGAAACCAGGUGUGAUUGCUCGCCUCCGUGCACUCCCCCUGAAGAGGAACACGCCUUAUUCCGGAUCCUAUGGCGGGCCGCUUCAUUUGCUCAGGGCUGCUGGUGCUGCGGUGUUCGCCGGGGGAAGGCGAAUCCGGCAAGGCCGACACCGCCCCAUCUCCAGGCUUGGGUUGUUCGCUGUCACGCUGGAGCCGCAGCAGCAAAAUUCAACAGAGGUCCUGGUAGACUUCGAAGCAUUUGUGAAGUGGCUGGUUGAGUUAGAGCGCCGGAGAGGCAAAUGUAUAAGAACAUAUCGCAGCCUGGACCGGCGUGUCAGGAGCCUGAUGCGCAGGUUACGAGUUCAGGGUGUGGAGCUGUGCUUUGUCCUGGCGGCUGAUCCGACAGCAAACUGCUGCAGCAAACCUGAGGAUGCAUUCCUCUGGCUGGCUGAGGAACAAAUUGUUGCCUCGCUCUUAAGAGCGCGCUGCUCGUGGAAACAAUGCACUGAAGCACGCGCCAGCGAUGUGCUCAGCAGGCUCGUGGAGGACGAGCCAAAUGUAGCAGCGGUGUUUGGCGGUCCUCAACUAUCUCAGACUGUUGUCGAUGGCCUGAGCUGUGACAGUCCCGAGGCUGCUUUGGAGAGGCUCGCUGUUCUGGCAGAGGCUUCUCCACAACCAAGCCCACAAAUGUUGGAACCAUUCAAGGCCCAGAUGAUCCUGCCUGCUGAGUUUGGCGACGUAGGUCCCGACGCCUUCUUCCCAUCGCUCCUCUUGACACAGCAAGGUGCAUCUUCGGAGCUGAAUAAGUACCUUGUGGAGUUUGCUUCCUUCCUGAUGCAGCAGCCGUUCUUACAGAGGUUGCGUUGCUUGCCUGCAGAGGCCAAAGCUUGGCUGAUGGAACGCGCAGUUCGGUCAGCAGGAUUGGGCGAUACAUGGCUUGCCGAAUGGGCUCAAUUGGCGGAGAAACUCCUGGAGACAGACAUAAGCAAUGAGAGCCAGUGGAAUGUCCAAGAGUUUGGGCUGGCAGCAGCCUCCCUAUUGGCAAGGUCUGUGCCUGUACUGGAAGAGGAGCUGGAAGCCUUAGCGUGGAUGGUCGAGCUGAUGAAGCCCAGGCGACAGCCUUCAGCCUUUUAUGAUUCAGUGAUGACUUCUCUUGAUCUCCUACUGCAGGAUUUGCAGGUCGGCGAAGCCGAGCUAGGGGAGCGCGCCGCGGCAAUUGCAGUUGGAUUUCAGGAGAUUUUGCGUGGUCUUAUUUGCAUUCAGAGUUUAUUGGCAUUGGAGAAGCCCUCGUUGGUGGAGCCACGGGAUUGUUUUGACGACACUCUAUACAGAAAGCUUCUUGUGGCUUUGCAAGCAGGAGCAGACCUCCAACGGCAUCUUGGGGGUCCAAGACGCCCUGGCACAAGUGGGAAAAGUGGCAAAGCAAGCUUGGCUGCAACCCGUGCAAAACGACUGGCGCGGCUUCUGACCAGUGCUUUACCAUUGGCAUCGGAUGAUGAGCAAGAGAGAGAAGAGAAGAUAUCUGACUUGAUCCUGCGAGAGAAGGAGGUCAAGAGUGAAUUCCUGCAAGAAAAGACUGAGGAGGCAAAGUUUUCGGCAUCAGCAUGGCGCGAAAGCAGAGGAAUCCAGCGCACAGAAGUACAAAGAUUGCCCAAGAGGCCAGAGAAGCUCCUGUCACCAGAGGUGUCACCAGAGGUACCAGACGUGCCACAAUAUCGUCCAAAAGUGCGAAGUUCACUGGCCAAAGAGGUUGCCGCUCGCACACCACCACCUGGCAACAUGUGGUUCAUUCCGGGCAAGACCGAGACUGCGCAGUCCAAGAACAAACGGCAAGAAGAUGUAACACAGGCAGCUGAAAAGGAAGAAGAAGAAGAAGCAGAAGAAGAAGAAGAAGAAGAAGAAGAAAAAGAAAAAGAAGAAGAAGAAAAAAAAGAGGCAGACUCAGAGGCCAAAGUGCAGCAGAAGCGAUUACAACAAAAUCAAGCAGAAGCCGAACUUCUUCAAGAGGCAUGGAAGAAUUUGGAAGACGAUCGGCAGUUGGCAAGGGCAAUGGCCCAUGACACUUUACCCAAGUUUUGGGAGAAUCUUUGGGAUGAGGCGCCAGAUUCUAUUUUCAAGGAGAAUGCUUGGGAGCAGCUUGAGAGCCGCAAAGCAGGUCACCCUGAAGAGGAGUUGCCUAUUGAAGGAAUGCGUAGCAAGAUAGUGGAGCAUGUUCGCGACCAUCGAGCGACUAUUUUGGUGGGAGCAACAGGAUGUGGAAAGUCCACACGAUUGCCACAGUACAUCAUGGACGAGCCAAGAGCAUCGGUUCUUGUAACUCAGCCUCGCCGUGUUGCUGCAGUUGAGAUUGCCAAGCGAGUGGCCUCAGAACGGGGAGAACCCGUAGGCCAAAAUGUUGGCUAUCGCAUAUCUGGUGAGACGUUGGUAGGAAGUGGCAAGCUGCAGUUCGCCACUAUAGGCUAUGUGCUGACCUGGUUUCUUGCGAACCCUGAGCAGUUUGGAAAGUUCAGUCACAUCGUAAUCGACGAGGUUCACGAGCGAGGAGCAGACAUGGAGCUGUUCUUGCUGUUGACGAAGCUCCUGAUGUACCUCUUCCCACGCCCCAAGGUCAUUUUGAUGUCAGCUACGAUGCAGCCUGACGAAUUCCGCAGCUACUACUCCGAUUUUGCGAUAGGCGAGCCUUUAAGCGUGCCUGGGCGAACCUUCCCUGUCGAAGAGCUCUUCCUGGACGAUUUGCUGUCGGAGUACAGUGACAGCUUGCCGCCCUCUGUUCUCACUCUCCUGGAGGCAGCGGCAGAGCAAUUCGAACAGCUGUCUGAGGAUGACCUCAAGUCCCCAAGCAUUCUUCCGGGGCUGCUUGAACUGGCGGUGCAGCUGUGUCCGCAUUUUGCGCAGCCGGACUCGACAAUGCUGAUUUUCCUACCCGGGCUCCUGGAGCUCAACAAACUCUCAGAUUUGUUUUCAGAGGUCUUGAAUGCAAUGCCAAGGCAAACUUUGCAAGGGCUGUCCAGCUUCAAGACUUUUGUGCUGCAUUCAAUGGUCCCCAGAACCGAGCAGGAAGAGGUCUUCAAGCCGCCUACAGGCAUCGACGUGGUUGCCAUUUCAAGUCAUCCGGGACACUUGCUGGUUCUGGACUGCGAAGGCGGCAACAACGCCAUGUCUAAGAGCCAUUCCAUCGUCACCGUGGUUGGGGCGCUUUUCGCAACUGCACUAAUCUUCGUCACGGAUGGGAAAGCUUCAGAGGCCGCAGUGGAGGCAUUGGCACGGAUGCUUGAGGAGCGGUCUCUCAUCAAAUGCGAUGGGACAGGGUCUUUGCAGGCUCAAACGCUUCUUUUCGUUGUGAAUCAAAGCAGGCUGAGAUAUGGAGAAGAUGCGCUGGAGAAGAUCUUGUCUGCAGACCAUAGUGAAGAACGCAAGGAGAUUCGAAGCCUCAUCAGCAAGGCGUACCCUGAGCACCGGCGGCACUUUUUCACGAUUCCCGUGGAUAACAAAUCCGAGUUUGAGGACAGAUGGGAGAAACUGAAUGAAGCCAUUCGAGAUGCAGCGAAGCCGUUAUCCAUGGGGAAGCUUUGGAUGACCGGUAAGCAGGUGGUGCAGAUGCUACGCCGCGUGGAGGAAGAGCUGCGUACUCGUGGCAAGGUGAGCUUACCAUCCUUGCACCGACAUGUGAUUCUGGAUGGCUGGCUGAAGCCCAAAGUGGGCCAGGUGCUGCAAUCUCGGAUGGACAAGCUCUUGGAAGACCUUUCGCAGGAUCAAUUUGCUUCGCAAAAAGUGGGAAGUGUGGAAGGCUACUGCUCUGGGUGCCAGAAUUCAAAGAAAGGCUGGCUAGACCCUGAUGUGGAAGAGUUCUUUUGUGAGGAUUGUUGGCGGACCUUUUCACCCAAGGUGCUGAAGUGCUGCUUUUGCGGCAACUUCUUCCCGUGGAUCUUGGGCCGUGUUGAGCAAGUGACGAAGAUGUGGCAUUGCACCGACUGCCUUAUGCAAUUGGGCAUUGACAUCACGGAUUGA